AUGGCUUAUAUCUUGAAGCUCCAUGUGUUAAAAAGCAUGAUCCAAGAUAUGCCAUUGAAAGAAAGAAACGCUUCAGUUAUUCAGAAGGAAAUAGCUGUAGCGCACCGGGUGAUAGACAUGCAGGCCCAUGGCAAGGCAGCAUACUAUUGCCUGAGCAUGAGAGUGGCCCACCAGCUCAGACCAUCCUCCCUGGAGCAGCUCCUCCUCAAACACCACGCCAUCUCUGUCACUAGGGACAGUGAUUCAGUGACAAAGCCGGAGCAGCAGAGCCACGGGAUGAGGCCCCAGACAGCAGACCUGAGGAACAGCAGCACAGUGACCGAGUUCAUCCUCGUGGGCUUCGAGCAGAGUUCCCCUUCCACACGAGCUUUGCUCUUCAGCCUCUUCCUGGCUCUCUACAGCCUCGCCAUGGCCAUGAAUGGCCUCAUCAUCUUCAUCACCUGGACUGACCCCAGGCUCAACAGCCCCAUGUACUUCUUCCUUGGACACCUGUCUUUCCUGGACAUCUGCUUCAUCACCACCACCAUCCCACAGAUGCUGAUCCAUCUGGUGACCAAGGACCACACGGUAUCCUUUGCCUCCUGUAUGACCCAGAUGUACUUGGUCUUUCUAGUGGGUGUGGCCGAGUGCAUCCUCUUGGCUUUCAUGGCCUAUGACCGUUAUGUCGCAAUCUGCCACCCACUGAACUAUGCCCAGAUCAUGAGCCAGCAGGUGUGUGUCAGGCUGGUGUGUUCUUCCUGGAUCUUUGGGAUGGUCAAUGGCAUCUUUCUUGAGUACAUGUCAUUCCGGAAUCCCUUCUGCAAAGACAACCACAUAGAAAACUUCUUCUGUGAGGCCCCCAUAGUGAUUGCCCUCUCCUGUGGGGACCCUCAGUUCAGCCUGAAGUUGAUCUUUCUUGAUGCCAUUGUGGUGCUGCUCAGCCCCAUGGUGCUCAUUGUCACCUCCUAUGCCCGCAUCCUGACCUCCAUCCUCAGCAGAGCCUCCUCCUCAGGCAGGGGGAAGACCUUUUCUACUUGUGCCUCUCACCUGACUGUGGUCAUCUUUUUAUACACCUCAGCCAUGUUCUCUUACAUGAACCCCCGCAGUACACACAGACCUGACAAAGACAAGUCUUUCUCUCUCCUCUACACCAUCAUCAUGCCCAUGUGCAACCCCAUCAUCUACAGCUUCCGUAACAAGGAAAUGAAGGGGGCCAUGGGGAGGGCCCUUGGGAGAGGCAACCUGGCUUAG
Peromyscus maniculatus bairdii (prairie deer mouse) is the source of this 1230-nucleotide messenger RNA. Its product is annotated as olfactory receptor 10AD1-like. The record is from RefSeq and is a predicted model, not a curated record. Gene Ontology annotation, cellular component: membrane. Gene Ontology annotation, biological process: G protein-coupled receptor signaling pathway. NCBI's taxonomy places the organism in Eukaryota, Metazoa, Chordata, Mammalia, Rodentia, Cricetidae. Gene Ontology annotation, molecular function: G protein-coupled receptor activity; olfactory receptor activity.